AUGGUCUGCACCGGAGAACAUUCUCCUGACGGACCAAUACACGCCCAACGUGAAGAUCUCCGAUUUUGGGCCAGCGAAGGCCAGACAAUCUUCAAGGGGAGCAUCUAUCGCGAGCCGGCGUUCCUCGUCGCCAACACACGCAGCCAGAAGUUCUGCAGCACCCCAAUAUACCCCGCGCCUGAGGUGGCCGUGCACGACGCGUUCCCCGCACCGGACGGUUACUCGAACGUCGGCACCCUAUUCGACGCAAACCCGCCGAACACGGGUGCAGUGGGCGCUCGGUACGAGUACGACGUGAGCGAGCAGGCGGAGCGCUUCAUCCGCGCGCUCCUCGCGUCUUCGCCGACCAAGCGCAUGCCGCUCACCAGCGCGCUGGACCACCCAUGGAUCGCCACCGAGACGGAGGACAAAGGCGCGCCCCGGGCGCUCCCCACGACCCCGCCCGCGCUCCACACUCACCCUCCCCUCUUUCCCUUCUGUCGCGGACGCCCCGCCGAUGGGCCUGCGAAAGCUGCCCGGGACGGCGUCGCUGCUCCGCAUGGACGGCGAUCAUGCCGCGGGGGACUCGUACAUGUCCCUCGACGACCCGAGCCUCAUCCUCGCCGUGUACCCGCCGUCGCCUGA
This is a messenger RNA of Epithele typhae, 624 nucleotides long. RefSeq lists its product as uncharacterized. The transcript is spliced from 4 exons. The record is from RefSeq and is a predicted model, not a curated record. Lineage: Eukaryota; Fungi; Basidiomycota; Agaricomycetes; Polyporales; Epitheliaceae. The coding region runs from base 1 to 624 and encodes 207 amino acids.